AACCAGGAAGAUUAGCUGCGAUCUUUUAGCAGGCUCACCGAAAGGCAAAUUUACUAUGCAUUUUUUGUACAAUUAUCACUUCGAAACUAUGUCUUUAUUGUCUCUCUUAAGCAGUUUUGCUGCUUAUGUCAACAGUUAAACAAUGGCCUUUUUCUGUUGCGUUUCAAUUUUUAUGCGCUAACAUUUUUUCGACUCUGAAUGUAGCGCUUGUUGACAUGUUUGGUUUUCUACUAAUUUGAUGCGCCAUCAUCCAUAUGUUAGGCGUGUUUGUUGUUGUAGAAUUGUUGUGAUUCUGAAACAUGUUGUGGUUUGUGUUUGUGCCUCAGGAGGGAGCAAUGGUAGACACUUGAUCCCAGGAGGGUUUUAGCUGUGUCUGUGGAAAUGCCAGCUGUAGCUCGGGUUAAGGAGGACUCGGAGUCCUCAGCAGAGGACGAGCAAGAAGGCCAUUGUUGCAUUGCCUGGAGUGGCCUCAGCAGGACAAUCCCAAUCUUCUUGUUUUCCCCUGAAGCCAUUGUUUCAAAGAAUGGGACUAUCUGCGUUGAUGGAGAGCGAUACAACAUGGCCUUCAAGAUCGUGCGCACAGAGAGUCGUCUGGUGCGAGGGAUACUGACCAAUCAUGGUUUCCAUGAGGUUCAGCCAAAUAGCAACGACUUUAACCUAAUGUGGACAGGAUCCCACCUCAAACCUUACCUACUCCGAAGCCUUCAGGAUUUCCAGAAGGUUAACCACUUUCCCAGAUCUUACGAGUUGACCCGCAAAGAUCGCCUUUAUAAGAACAUUCAGCGAAUGCAGGAAGUCCAUGGCUUCAAAAACUUCCAUAUUGUUCCACAGACCUUUGUGCUUCCUUCGGAAUACCAAGAAUUCUGCUGUUCUUACACUAAGGACAAGGGCCCAUGGAUUAUUAAACCAGUAGCAUCAUCAAGAGGACGAGGCAUCUACUUAGUCAGCAGCCCAAGUCAGAUUUCACUGGAUGAGAACAUCUUGGUGUCCCGCUAUAUUAAUAACCCUCUACUGAUAGAUGAGUUCAAGUUUGACAUGCGUUUAUACGUGUUGGUCACAUCAUACGAUCCACUCCUUGUCUAUGUGUAUGAGGAGGGUCUCGCUAGGUUUGCCACCGUCAGGUAUGACAAGACUGCAAAGAAUAUUAAGAACAUCUUCAUGCAUCUCACCAACUACAGCGUGAACAAGAAGAACAGCGAUUAUGUCAGUUGUGAUGACCCUGAGGUUGAAGACUACGGGAACAAGUGGAGUAUGAGCGCAGUGUUGCGCUAUUUGAGGCAGGAAGGGAAGGACACCACAUUGUUAAUGAGGCAGGUAGAGGACCUCAUCAUCAAAGCUGUACUGAGUGCCGAGAUGCACAUCGCACACGCCUGCAAGACGUUUGUCCCUCACCUGACCAACUGCUUUGAACUUUAUGGAUUUGAUGUGCUCAUUGACUCCAACCUCAAACCCUGGUUGCUGGAGGUGAACCUUUCUCCAUCCUUGGCCUGUGAUGCCCCUUUGGAUUUGAAGAUAAAAGCCAGCAUGAUAGCAGACAUGCUCUCACUUGUGGGCUUAGUGUGUCAGGACCCCGUGUUAAGGAAGCCACGAUUUGAGCGACUCACCCUGGAGCCCAACCUCAAACAGGCAGCUCAUAGAACACAGUGGCAGAGGCCCUUAUCAGCUACUCACUGUGAGACAGUGCCGUUUAAAGACAAGCCAGGAGGAGACCGCACUCUGGGCUUGACUGCAGAGCAGAUCAAAGUCUUGAGGAGGACAAAGGAAGAGUACGAGAGAAGAGGAGGCUUCAUCAGAAUAUUCCCUACUGAAGACACAUGGGAUCUCUAUGGUGGCUAUCUGGAAUCCAAGACAUCAAUGAACUUCAUGUUGGCAAACAGACUUUUCCAUGGAAGGAAUGCGGGCGGGAAUGCGCAGCUGCAAAUGGACACAGUCGAUGGCCACCAUGCCGUCCAGUACGAGAGGAAGCUGCCGUCUCUGGGGGCCCGUAAGAAGAGACGGCACCACCUGAGUCAUCGCUCUGCUGCUGGAAAGAUGAAAUCGGAGAUGCAAUCCAAGGCCUCACUGACGGAGAGCAGUGGCCUGGAGGGAGAGGAUUGCAUACGGGAGGAAAGAGAGGAGAUGAAACGUGUUCUCAAGCCAAUCUCACACAAGGCUUUGUUAGAAGAGCAAAGAAAACAAGACUCUUCACUAGCGCAGAGUUUUCAUGGCAAGGCUGCAUCCAGCUCAGAGGCAACAACACACAACAGCAGUCCCUGUGUCAACCUGCUGCACAUUCUCCAGCAGGGGUGGGACAUCAGUAAAGUGCAGGCACGGAUGACCUUUUCUUCGUACCUUCAGCGAGUUCAACAAAGACUGUUGGCAGAGAGCAGAGUCAAUGGCAUUUCCGCUUGGCCAGAUAAGGACAAUUACCAAAUGGAGCUGAUUAUUCGCUUCCUGAAAAGAGCUGCCAGUAACCUAGACCAAGACAUCAAGGUGGUUCUGCCUAGUCAACAACUACCAGUACAAGACCGCAGACGUAUCCUGUCCCACCAACUAGGAGAGUUUGUCCAGUGUUACGACAAGGAAACUGAGCAUAUAGUGAGAAAACAGCAGAAUAGUGCAGAGGAGACGUGUGUUGACGCCAGUGUUUUUCAUGAGUACAUCACGGCUGCGAGUGAAAGUGAUCUGGAGAAAGUACUGACGUUCUACACACAGAAAAAUAAAUCAGCCACUGUCUUCCUCGGAACAAAAGUCAGGCGUGUUAAAAAAGACUUUCAUGAAACACAAGAGCCAAGCGACUGUGAGACUUUCAAAUCUCUGCCUGUGGCCAAAGAGGAUUCCAGAUUUUUUGAAUCAACGCCCUGCACAGGAAAAGUCAACAGUGACACAGACAACAAAGCCACUGAAGAUCGACAAUCUGCUUGUUUGUCUGGAGGCCAACUGACCGGAUUUGGACAUGCAAAAAUUGAUCCCCAACUCCGGACUUCCCAACACUGUUUGAGUUUUCCCAUGGCACAUGACACCUCUUCAUCACGGUCUCUUCAUCGUCCUCCACCUUUGCCACCUCAGCCUCCAUCCUAUGCUCAGUCCUUGGCAAAGUCUCAACUCUUCCAUGGUGAGAUGCUUGCUGAGUCCCCUGUUUACACAUCUCUUCCUGGGUCUACGGGGCAACCAAACCAGGUUCUCUGGAGGAUCCCGUCUUCCAGCACAUCCACUUUAAGCUCGAAAGGAGCGUCUUCCCUCACCAGUGCCAUGCACAUUUAUAGCCAGAAGCUUGCUCGACCAACAUCUGCAGGCCAUGCAUCUAGGAUGUACAGUUCCAGUAAGCUGAAGUCCAAAUCUGACGGGGCCUUCAGGGAGUUCAACUCUCUUACAGUCCAGGCCCAGUCCAACCAGCAGGCCUUCAUCUCAGCUCUGCAGAAGCUGGCCGACAAGCAAGUUGCCCGCAACAGUGCUGGAUCGAGUCACAUCAACCUGCUGACGCAACAUUUGACAAGGCUAAACCUGGCGAGCAGGAUCUUGAGCGGAGAAAGCCCACAGAUGUCUCACCAGGCCGCCGUUACCCAAGGACCCUCAAAGGCGGAACCCUCUGGCACUGGUCCUCUUAGAAACAACACCUUUCAUAGGAAAAUGAAGGAUGGAGAGGCUUCCUGUGACAGGCAGAGUGGCAGUGACUUUCCUUCCGUGAGGUCGGCGAAUCCAGAAGAGCGGUGGCAGGCCCCUGGAGGGAGCUACCAGCUUCAGUUUGCUGUCCAUCAACUGCAAAAACAGAGACUUCAGCAGCAAAAAAUAUUGGACCAGAACCACAGCGGGCAUCAGGAUCAACAGUCAAACGAAACAAGCGCUCCCCACGCAACGGUUCCCACAAAGUCAUCCAGCUUUCCUGGACCACCCCAUCACAGUCACAGUCAGGCCUGUGAAAGUUGCGUUCUCUCCCCAAAGCCACCCAGCGAGGCCCGAGAUGGCCCGCUCAGGAAACCAGCAACAAAGCGAUUUGUCAAGCAGACUUCCACUCAGAGGUCGACUCAGGGAAGUGUGACCAGCACGCAGCAGUCGCCCUACCAGGUCAUCUGCGCAAAAACAGGACUUUCUGUGUACCGCAAGUUGCUUCAGGGCCGGGAGCAGAGUCCCAGAUGACAGCAAGGUGACCAGAGGCGCGUCCUGUCACUCUGCUGGCCUGACAGGUGUCUCUGCAUGUAACUGGCACAGAGGUGCAUUCUGGGUAAGAACAACAGCAGGAAAAAAAACAUGCCUAUUAAAUUGUCUGUCAUACCGCCGCGGCCAUGGCAGGAGAUGAUGGCGUGCUAGGCACGGAAUUCCCGUCUUUGACGCAGGCUGGGAUUUUGUUGUGCAGCCCAAGAGCACGUGGCCUUUUCCAGCCUGCACUGCGGUCUGCGCUCCAACUGUUGCCCUCCUUCAUUCUCUCCAUGCCACGGAAAGAUUUCACAGGCGGAUAUCUUUCAGCAGAUGCCCGGUUGGCAUUUAGUAUGCUAGCAAUUCCGUUGAAGCCAACCUCCAGUGAGAGACAUCCCAUGAAUGGUGAGCAUGCAGAGAAGUUCCUGGCAUUAGACACGGACUUCCAGUCCAGCACGAAAACAAACAGUUACCAAAUCGGACUCUGCGCUCCUCUCUGGCCAAAGGAUGCGUUUAAUUAUAGCAACCUUUCUUUAAAUUGUUGAUGUUUUUAUGGAUGAACCCAAUUUAAUGAUUGUGUUAUUCUACAUUUGCAUUGUAAGUCGGCCAUGUUGGGCCCCUAGGGCAGCUCAGAACACAGCAAAAGAAGAACCUCAAGUUGGUGUACAAUGAAGAUAAUGGCACACAUGUGGACCAGCAUCCUCAUGGAUAUCUCACAAAAUGAGUACAGCCCUCUUAUUUCAGCCACCAUGUUGUUACAUUGUCUUAAGGCAGUGUUUUUCAACCACUGUGCCGCGGCACACUAGUGUGCCAUGAGAUACAGUCUGGUGUGCCGUGGGAGAUUAUCUAAUUUCACCUAUUUGGGUUAAAAAUACUUUUGGCAAACCGGUAAUUAUUGUCUGCAAAUGAUGUGUUGUUGUUAAGUGUCGGUGCUGUCUAGAGCUCGGCACCGUGUAAUACUCUUCCAUAUCAGUAGGUGGCAGCAGGUAGCUAAUUGCUUUGUAGAUGUCGGAAACAGCGAGAGGCAGUGUGGCGGUAAAAAGGUAUCUAAUGCUUAAACCAAAAAUAAACAAAAGGUAAGUGCCCCUAAGAAAAGGCAUUGAAGCUUAGGGAAGGCCAUGCAGAACGAGACUAAAACUGAACUUGCUGCAAAGUAAACAAAAAAAGAAUGCUGGACGACAGCAAAGACUUACUGUGGAGCAAAGACGGCAUCCGCAAAGUACAUCCGAACAUGACAUGACAAUCAACAAUGUCCCCACAAAGAAGGAUAAAAACAACUGAAAUUUUCUUGAUUGCUAAAACAAAGUAGAUGCGGGAAAUAUCGCUCAAAGGAAGACAUGAAACUGCUACAGGAAAAUACCAAAAAAAAGAGAAAAUGCCACCAAAAUAGGAGCGCAAGACAAGAACUAAAACACUACACACAGGAAAACCGCAAUAAAGUCCAAAUAAGUCAGGGUGUGAUGUGACAGGUGGUGAUAGUACACCUACUUUGAGACAAGAGCUAUAUUGAUGCAUGCUUGGUUAUGCUUUAAAGUCAUAUCCAACAAUUGCGACGAUGACUUUUUACUAUCAACUGAGUUUCGUUUUUUACUGAUGUCUGCUGGUGGUGUGCCACCGGAUUUUUUCAACGCAAAAAAUGUGCCUUGGCUCAAAAAAGGUUGAAAAACACUGUCUUAAAGGACAAUACUGUAGAAAGGAAAUAACUUAUAGAGUAGUCCAUGUACAGCUUGUAUAGCAGUACAGUGGUACCUCAACUUAAGAGUGUUUGAGCUCUCUCUCGGCUAAUUCUUAUGCUUUAAGCGACCAAGCUUAAAUUUGAGUUCAAAUCCUCCCCGCCAUUAGAUGGCAUAGCAAACGUCACGGUGAGUGAACACCGUAAGAUCUGCUCAAAACAUCCGGUCUUACUCGCUCGCAUUAGUUUGUAGCUAAAUCUUAGUUUUUCCAAGCAUGACAAUGAAAUGAAGGACAGUGCUGAGAGGAAGAAGUGGAUUAUAUUCAAUGAAUUAAAUAAUUAAAUCAUCAAAAACAUGGCGAAGCAGUAUGAGCGCAUCACUGCUCGUCUGCACCAUACUGAACCAAUAAUGUUAAAAUAAUAUCUAAAUAGCGGACAUUUAUCCAUGAAAAUAUGGAAAAGCUGCUGAUGGUGUGUUUGACUGAGAAGAUACCGUAGAAGUCUGCUCUCCAAGGUAAAUACUGUACAUACUUUAAUUACACUAUUUCAUAAAACUACUGUAGUUGUUUGUACUACAUUGUAUAGUAUUGUUUUUAUACAUUUGUUUUGUAAAAUAUAUUUUUGUUUUUAUAAGGCAUGUUACAUGUUAAAAUAGUGCUUUUUUGUGGAGGGCGGGGGGAGGAAGUACCAAUAUAAUUGAUUUAAAUUAAUUUCAAUAUGGGAUGGUGAUUUGAUAUACACGCGUUUUAAGAGUGCCAUCACGGCACCAAUAAAGCUUAUAAGUUGAGGUACUUCUGUAUUAAAUUUACUGUCCUCUGAAAAUCAACUCACAGCCAUAAAUGUCUAAAAAGCUGGCGACACAAGUGAGUACACAUCACAAACGUUUAGGUGAGCACAUAUUGUGACUGCCUUAAACCUCUUGGUCAUGUAAUUCACCAGCGCCUCACAGAUUGUCACUAGAAUUGUCUUCCAUGAUGAAGUGAUGAAGCUGGUGGAUGUCAGACACCUUUUACCUUCUAUUCUUUAUUUGAAGAGGGGACACUGGGUUGGGUUCAGGUGUGGACCACCUGCACCUUCCUCAGCAAGGUUUACCAAAAGCAUGGAACCAUGCUCUGUUUCAGAAUGUCAGAGUACAUGUUGGAAUUCAUGUUUUCCCCCAUGGAACCACAGCUCCCCAGUGCUGGGCACCACUCAUGUAGCCCCAACUUUCUCUAUACUGCUAUACAAGGUGUACACUGACUAAGGUGUACACUGACUACUUUUAAGUAUAUCCAUGUUUCAAUUCUAUAGUGCCUUAUGAGAAGAAUGCUGAUAUGUGAGGGGUGUACUUCAUUUUGUAAGUGCCUAAAGAGUAAACUCGGGGUUUUGUUAUUAAAACGUGUUUUGUUGUGCAGCUAUAAAUUAAGUAUGUUUGUGAUCCCUUUGAAAGAAAUACUUGAAUUUUGCGCAUGUCAGUUUUAAACCUGCUGGUGAUUAUUUUUGCACAAAUUUUUGGAUUGUCUUGUAACAUUCACGGUGCACGGCCGUCACGUCCAACGUCAUGCCGUGUAUUUAUUCCAGCGCAUGCUUUAUUACAAGAAUCCAAAUCAGUGUUCUACUGCACGAAUGCAGUUUAGUUUACCGACAAUCCUUGACUGUUUACAAUAUGGUCACUCCUUUAUUGGACUCAUUGAGGCUGUAGUAAAAUGAGACAUGGCAAUCAUAUCCAAAUGUACUCUAUGGUUCUGGUUGUAUGGAUUGACUCCAUCAUAACCUUUACCGUAUUUUUCGGACUAUAAGUCGCAGUUUUUUUCAUAGUUUGGCCGGGCUCCAGUGCGAUUUAUAUGUUUUUUUCCUUCUUUAUUAUGCAUUUUCGGCAGGUGCGACUUAUACUCCGGUGCGACUUAUACUCCGAAAAAUACGGUAAUUUGGGGCUGUCAAAGUUAACACGUGUGAUUAAUCACAUAAAUAAUAUUGCAUUAAUCAUGUAUUAACACAGAUUAAUCAAGCAAUUUGUUUUUCCCACAAAUCCACGGAUGGUUACCUGAAAGUUGUUAUACAUGUCAUGUGAUCAGGUCAAUGCAUUAGUCGGAGCAAAGAUGAGUGAGGAGUCUCCGACUGGGGUGCUUGUUGGAUCAUUUUGUUUCAAAAUACACUCAGACAGGACUUUGGAUACAACUGUUUGAUUAAAUAAAUGUAGUGCAUUCAAGUAAAAAUAUUUUUAAAAUGUUACUGUAUGACAUUCUGACAAUAAAAUUGCAUUUGUGUCAA
This is a messenger RNA of Nerophis lumbriciformis (worm pipefish), 8035 nucleotides long. RefSeq names its product tubulin tyrosine ligase-like family, member 5 (gene ttll5). Gene Ontology annotation, cellular component: ciliary basal body. Gene Ontology annotation, molecular function: tubulin binding; tubulin-glutamic acid ligase activity. Lineage: Eukaryota; Metazoa; Chordata; Actinopteri; Syngnathiformes; Syngnathidae. The record is from RefSeq and is a predicted model, not a curated record. Gene Ontology annotation, biological process: protein polyglutamylation; microtubule cytoskeleton organization.